This is a messenger RNA of Penicillium egyptiacum, 852 nucleotides long. NCBI's taxonomy places the organism in Eukaryota, Fungi, Ascomycota, Eurotiomycetes, Eurotiales, Aspergillaceae. The record is from the annotation of a GenBank genome assembly.
AUGAAGUCUUUCACUCCCCUCGCCCUGGCCUUGAUGGCCGCCUCUGGCGCCAUGGCCGCUGACCCUUCUGCCUCUGAGUGUGCUUCCAUGUGUCUCUCCAAUAUGAGCAAGAAGGCCGCCGAUUUGGGUUGCAAGGCUGAUGACCUCGCCUGCCUGUGCAAGAGCGACAACUACAAGUUCGGUAUCCGUGACUGCACCAAGGAGGCCUGCCCUAGCGACGACGCCGAGAAGGUUCUCGCUAUGGCUGUUGCCAAGUGUCCUGGUGGUGUUGCUGGCUCUGAUGCCGACUCCAACUCCGACUCCGACUCUAGCUCCAGCUCUGCCUCCGGAUCUGACUCAAGCUCCUCCUCCGGCUCUGGCUCCGGUGCUGGUGCCUCCACUGCCACUGGCUCUGAUGCCAGCGCUACUGGCACUGACGUCUCUGGCUCCAAGACUGCCACCGGUUCCGACGCCAGCGCUACCGGCACUGACGCCUCUGGCUCCAAGUCUGCCACCGGCUCCGAUGCCAGCAUUACUGGCACUGGCGCUUCUGGCUCCGGUGUGAGCGGCUCCGCUACCGCCACUGGCUCCGUUUCCACCAUCACCAGCACUGACGCCUCCGGCUCCAUGGUGACACGGACUAGCACCGGCGCAUCCUCCACUUCCACUGGCUCCGGCAGCGGCUCCGACUCUGACUCUGAUUCUGAGUCUGGCAGCGGCUCCGCCUCUGAGUCUGGCAACGGCUCCGGCCCCGACAGCUCUGCUUCCGGCUCUGCUUCUCCCUCCGCCAGUGAAGGUGCCGCUGCCCCCAUGGCCACUGUUGGCAGUGGUGCUAUGGGUGUCCUCGGCCUGUUCGCCAUCCUCGCUCUGUAA